Xiphophorus hellerii (green swordtail) is the source of this 1316-nucleotide messenger RNA. RefSeq names its product nuclear factor 7, ovary-like. The record is from RefSeq and is a predicted model, not a curated record. NCBI's taxonomy places the organism in Eukaryota, Metazoa, Chordata, Actinopteri, Cyprinodontiformes, Poeciliidae. Gene Ontology annotation, molecular function: zinc ion binding; protein binding. The transcript is spliced from 2 exons. Bases 68 to 1240 code for a protein of 390 amino acids.
GUGGUCUGAGAGAAAUCAGCUCCGUCUGCAGAACGCUUCAGGAUUGAAAGCUUCACUCAGAGACAAAAUGGCUUCCAGAUCAGAGGAGGAUCUCUGCAGUCUGCACUCUGAGAAACUCAAACUCUUCUGUCUGGACCAUCAGCAGCCAGUUUGUCUCGUCUGCAGAGAUUCAGAUAAACACUCCAGCCACAGAUUCAGACCCAUCGAUGAAGCUGCUCAGGAUCACAGAGAGAAUCUGGAAACAUCUCUGGAGCCUUUAAAGAAGAAACUGGAGCUGAAGAAGGAAGUUAAAGAGAAGUUUGAUCAGACAGCAGAACACAUGAAGGUCCAGGCCCGACACACAGAGAGGCAGAUUGUUGAGCAGUUUAAGAAGCUUCAUCAGUUUCUAGUAGAGGAAGAGGAGGCCAGGCUGGCUGCACUGAGGGAGGAAGAGGAGCAGAAGAGAGGGAUGAUGGAGGAGAAGAUGGAGGCUCUGAGCAGAGAGAUAGCAGCUCUUUCAGACACAGUCAGAGCCACAGAGGAGGAGCUGAGAGCUGCAGACGUCUCAUUCCUGCACAACUACAAGGCUGCAGUGGAAAGAGUCCAGCGCUGCCCCCUGCUGGAGGAUCCACAGCUGCCCUCAGGAGCUCUGAUAGACCAGGCCAAACAUCUGGGCAACCUGGCCUUCAACAUCUGGAGCAACAUGAAGAACAAGGUGACCUACACUCCUCUGGUUCUGGACCCAAACACGGCUCAUCCAGAACUCAUCCUGUCUGACGAUCUGAGCAGUUUGAUGUUUGCAGAGCAGCAGCAGCUUCCUGAUAAUCCGGAGCGGUUGGAUAAAUGCCGUUUGGUUCUGAGUUCAGAAGGUUUCAGCUCAGGGAUCCACAGCUGGGACGUCGAUGUCGGAGUCGGUGGGACCUGGAGACUCGGUGUGUUAUCAGAGUCUGGAGGGAGGAAGAACUACAUCACCUCUGCUUUAUGGGAGAUCUGGUUUAGUGAAGGGAAACAUUACAGCUGGUCUCCAGGAGUUCCUCUUACUGUUCUCCCAGAGCAGAAAAAGAUCCAGAGGAUCCGAGUGAAUCUGGACUGGGACGGAGGGAGUCUGUCCUUCUCUGAUCUGGAUACUAACACACACAUACACACCUUCACACACACCUUCAGUGAGAGGAUGUUCCCUCACUUUGGCACAGAGAAUAAAAUACAGAUUUUACCUGUGAAGUUCUCAGUAACAGGAGCGAAGCAACAAAGUGACCUUUGACCUGAGCCUCCAGAGCCACAUAAAGCCGGUUCCAGAGUGGGCCUUCUAGCAGCUGCAGAACAUUUCCAGUAUCAGA